Molecule: messenger RNA, 1693 nt
Organism: Paramecium sonneborni
Lineage: Eukaryota; Ciliophora; Oligohymenophorea; Peniculida; Parameciidae
Source: the annotation of a GenBank genome assembly
AAUGAAUAUCAAAAUCCAAGAAAAAAUAUCCAAUCCAAACUUUCUACAAAAUACAUUUCCACUUAAUCUUACAGACUUAAGUGAGAAUAAUCCAUACAGAGCUAUGAAUUUUGGUUAAUAUGUUAUUUUAUCAUUAGUUAAUGGAAUGUGGAAAUAUGCUUCUAAUUAUCUAGAAAUAUUAGAUCCUCUUAAUGGUGAUAAAUUUAUUCUUGUUCCAAACAAUUUAGUAUUUCAUUAUUUUAUAUAUCUAAGACUGAAGAUGAAAUCAAUGAAUUUAGAGAUGCUGCCAAUUAAUGUCCAAAAUCUGGUCUUCAUAAUCCACUAAAAAAUCCUGAAAGAUAUAAUCUAUAUGGAGAAGUCUUCCAUAGAGCUUCAUUUCUUUUAGGAUUACCUUAAGUUGAAGAUUAUUUUGUUCAUCUUAUUUAAAGAGUUGCUCCUAAAAGUGAAAUUUAAGCAAGAGGAGAAGUCAAAGUUACUUAAAGAUUCUUAAUGAAUUUCUCUGGUGAUUAAUGUCGUUUCUUAACUAGAUCCUUUAAUGUUAGUGGUGAUACACAAGGUUAAUAAUCUAGUGGAUAUCGUUUUCCAUAUGGAUCUGUUGCUAUUAUUGCACCAUUUAAUUUCCCACUUGAAAUACCUGCACUUUAAAUGAUGGGAGCUCUACUUACAGGAAAUAAAUUAACAAUUAAAGGAGAUCAAAGAGUUUCUGUUGUUUUAGAAAUGUUUCUUAGAUUACUUCAUUUAGCUGGUUUACCACCUAAAGAUUGUGAUUUAAUUCAUUGUGAUGGUCCUCAAAUGGAAUCAUUAUUAAAAUCAACUAAUUAUAGAUUAUUGUAAUUCACAGGUUCCUCUGGAAUUGCUGAAAGAUUGUGUAAUACUAUGAAAGGUAAAAUUAAAAUUGAAGAUGCUGGAUUUGAUUGGAAAAUAUUAGGACCAGAUGUUAUCGAAAUUGAUUAUGUUGCUUAUUAAAGUGACUAAGAUGCUUAUGCAUUUAGUGGUCAAAAAUGUAGUGCUUAAUCAAUAUUAUUUGCACAUAAAAAUUGGUAUCAAUUAAUUACUAUUUAAGGGUUCAGGCAGGAAUACUUGAUAAAAUUAAAUUAUUAGCUGAACAGAGAAAUCUCAAAGAUUUAACUAUUUGUCCUGUUCUUACAUGGAACAAUUAAAGAAUAUAAUCUCAACUUGAUAAAUUAUUGGCUAUAUAAGGUGCUAAAAUCUUAUUUGGUGGAAAACCUAUUGAAGAAUAGCAUAAAAUACCAGAAUGCUAUGGUUCCUACUUACCUACAGCUGUUUUUGUUCCAUUAUAAUAAAUUAAAGAUAAUUUUGAGUUAGUGACAACAGAAGUUUUCGGACCCUUUUAAGUUGUUACAGAGUAUGAAAAUGAAGAUCAUGUAAUUGAAAUACUUGAAAAUAUACCUCAUAAUUUAACUGCAGGGGUAGUUUCAAAUGAUAUUAGAUUUGUUUCAAAAAUUUUAGCUAACACAAUAAAUGGAGUAACCUAUGCAGGUAUCAAAGCCAGAACUACUGGUGCUCCUUAAAAUCAUUGGUUUGGACCUUGUGGAGAUCCAAGAGGUACUGGUAUAGGCACACCAGAAGCCAUAAUCUAAACUUGGACAACCCAUAGAGAAAUAAUUAUGGAUUUUGGAAUAACUCCAAAAAACUUAAUAUAAAGUUGAAAUCAUUGUAAAUUAUAAAUAAA